AUGGAGAAACAUGAGAUAGAGGAGCCAAGCUCUAUUGAGCACCUAGACGACCAAGUCAAGACCAUAUCUCCUAAGAUAGAGCUUGAAGACCCAGAUGCUCAUUUGAGCCCUGAAGAAAGACAGAAGCUGGACAGAGCACUUCUGUGGAAGCUCGACCUUAGAUUAGUCCCUUGGCUUUCGUUGCUGUACCUUGUCAGCUUCCUAGACCGAACGAAUGUCGGAAACGCAAAGCUUGAGGGUCUCUUGAAGGAUCUUCGCCUCUCAGAUGGCCAAUAUGCGGCAGCUUUGACCAUAUUCUUUGUUUCUUAUUCCAUUUUUGAACCGUUGACCAAUAUCUUAUUGAAAAGAUUAAAACCUAGUCUUUUUAUUCCAGUUAUCAUGGUUGUCUGGGGUAUUUGUAUGACCACUAUGGGCCUUACUAAGAACUUUUCAGGUUUCAUGGCCGCGAGAUGGUUCCUAGGAUUCACCGAAGCGGGACUUUUCCCAGGUGUCGGCUACUUUUUAUCCUGCUGGUACAAACGAACCGAAUUCGGCAUUCGAAUGGCUAUCUUUUUCUCUGCGGCAGCGGUGGCCGGCUCGUUUGGUGGCCUACUUGCUGCUGCAAUUGCAAAAAUGAAUGGAGUUGGAGGCAAAGCAGGCUGGGCUUGGAUCUUUAUCUUGGAAGGCUUAGGUACAAUCGUCAUUGCUAUAGCAUCAUUUUGGAUGGUGCAAGACUUCCCGGACACUGCAACAUUCUUAUCUGAAGAUGAUCGGAAACGAGUCCUAUUGCGUCUUGCAAAGGACAAGCAAGCCAGUGCUGGACAUGAGGAUUUCAAAAUGGAAUAUUUCUGGGCUAGUAUAAGAGAUUGGAAAACUUACGUUUCUGCUUUCAUAUACGCUGGAUGUGUUGGGCCACUCUAUGCCUUUUCGCUCUUCCUCCCUACCAUUAUCAAGGAACUAGUAAGCUUUUCACCUCCCUUUAUCUAUGAGUUUACCCGGCCAUGGUAUUGA
Trichophyton benhamiae CBS 112371 is the source of this 990-nucleotide messenger RNA. RefSeq names its product MFS transporter, putative. Gene Ontology annotation, biological process: transmembrane transport. The record is from RefSeq and is a predicted model, not a curated record. Bases 1 to 990 code for a protein of 329 amino acids. Gene Ontology annotation, cellular component: membrane. The transcript is spliced from 4 exons. Gene Ontology annotation, molecular function: transmembrane transporter activity. NCBI's taxonomy places the organism in Eukaryota, Fungi, Ascomycota, Eurotiomycetes, Onygenales, Arthrodermataceae.